This is a messenger RNA of Salmo salar (Atlantic salmon), 2987 nucleotides long. Lineage: Eukaryota; Metazoa; Chordata; Actinopteri; Salmoniformes; Salmonidae. The record is from RefSeq and is a predicted model, not a curated record.
ACACUGCUAACCAUAUGCCUAAACCUUAUCUUAUAUUAAGAUCAAAAACUCAUUUUUGUUUUCAUUAUUUAUAUUCAGUUUUGACUCUGUGGCUGUGGUAACACUCACGGCGUCAGUCAACUAGCCGCCAUUUCACAUUAUCCGGACAGGAGCAUGACCUAACCUUAUGCCGGGAAUCGUAGUUUUUUUUAUUUAUUUUUUUUAAACACCCUGAAAUCAGACAAAUCAGCAACGUGCACCUUCGUGAACUAUCGAAUGAUGGCGACCGAUCAGAUGACCGAUCAUGUAAAUGGGAAUGGUACAGAGGAACCAAUAGGCAUAACUGAAGUGGACACAGCUACAGCUGAAGUUAUCCAUUCAGACAGUUUCCAGACUUUAUUAGAUGCUGGCUUACCACAGGAAGUUGCAGAAAAACUAGAUGCAAUUUACAUAGCAGGCCUGGUAGCGCACAGUGACCUAGAUGAAAGGGCUAUUGAAGCAUUGAAAGAAUUUAACGAAGAAGGUGCUCUACAAGUCCUGCUUGAAUUUAAGGAAAGUGAUCUGUCGCAUGUGCAAAACAAAAGUGCCUUCCUCUGUGGAGUAAUGAAGACUUAUAGACAGAGGGAGAAGCAAGGGACCAAAGUUUCAGAUUCCACGAAAGGACCAGAUGAGGCGAAAAUAAAAGCUCUGCUUGAUAGAACCAUCUAUACACUUGAUGUGACAACGGGUCAGCGGAAGUAUGGAGGCCCCCCAGAGUCUGUGUAUUCAGGUGCUCAACCCACUAUUGGAACAGAGAUAUUUGUUGGGAAAAUUCCUCGAGACUUGUUUGAGGAUGAGCUGGUGCCCCUCUUUGAGAAGGCGGGACCUAUCUGGGAUCUACGUCUAAUGAUGGACCCCCUGAGUGGCUUGAACAGGGGCUACGCCUUUGUCACCUUCUGCACUAAAGAGGCUGCCUCGGAGGCUGUAAACCUGUGUAAUAAUAACGAAAUACGCCCCGGCAAACACAUUGGAGUGUGUAUAUCUGUUGCCAAUAACCGGCUGUUCGUCGGCUCCAUCCCCAAGAGUAAAACGAAAGAACAGAUUGUGGAGGAGUUUGCUAAAGUCACAGAGGGUCUUAAUGAUGUCAUACUGUACCAUCAGCCAGAUGACAAAAAGAAGAACAGAGGUUUUUGCUUUUUGGAAUACGAGGACCAUAAAACUGCUGCUCAGGCCAGACGCAGGCUAAUGAGUGGCAAGGUGAAAGUGUGGGGGAACGUGGUUACUGUGGAAUGGGCAGAUCCCAUAGAGGACCCAGAUCCAGAGGUUAUGGCCAAGGUCAAAGUUUUGUUUGUCCGAAACCUUGCGAACAGCGUUACGGAAGAAAUACUUGAAAAAUCCUUCAGCCAGUUUGGUAAACUGGAGCGAGUGAAAAAGCUGAAAGAUUACGCCUUCGUUCACUUUGAUGAGAGGGACGCUGCAGUUAAGGCAUUGGCUCAAAUGAAUGGCAAAGUUCUGGAAGGAGAGCACAUUGACAUAGUCUUUGCAAAGCCCCCCGAUCAGAAGAGGAAGGAACGCAAAGCUCAGAGACAAGCAGCCAAAACAAACAUGUAUGAUGAUGAUUAUUAUUACAACUACGGCCCCCCUCAGUUGCCCCCUCCCACAAGAGGCGGCCGGGGUAGGGGAGGUUAUUCUUACCCACCCGACUAUUAUGGCUACGAUGAUUACUACGAUUAUUAUGGUUAUGAUUACCCCAACUACCGCGGGGGAUACGACUACUAUGGCUAUGAAGACUUUCAGGCUCCCGCUAGAGGAAGAGGGGGCAGAGGUGCACGGGGGGCAUCCCCAGCCAGAGGCAGGCCAGGCGCUCCCAGGGGCAGAGGUGGUCCAGGAUCAAGCAGAGAAGCAGGGAAAAGUGGUCGAGGCCGGUCCUGACCUGUCACUAUGAAGACUGACCUGCUAUGUGAGGUUAUACUGGAAGCUGCCAAUUGAAGUGAUGGUAAGGUCAACUCAAUGGUCCAAUGAUAUUCCAACUUUACAGGAGCAUAUCUGCCAGAUUAGAAGAUAAUCAAAAGGGCAAACUCAAGACACUUGUUGCUUGGACUUUUUAGACCGUUGCUGCAAAUAGUUUUACACACCUCUGAAAACCUUUCUCAAAGCUAAGGAUCCGGAUCAUAUUCUGCUCAUGCGCAUGUUAUUUUACGCACACUGUAGCUGCUGCUCACACUUCCCUCACGUUUAUCUUUUUACUCACCCUCUUCUGGACCAUGCUGAUGAAGCAUAUGUCUUUGGGGUUAUUUCAGCUGUUAAGAAAUAUGACAAAGUGAUUUGAUCUAACGUUCCCCAAAAUAUAUUAUGAAGUCUAUACAACCAUCGUCUGUAACGGAUAUUGCAGUUGCACAAGCAGGACGCAGCACUUACACAUUUAUUCCAUUGGAGAGAAAACAAUCAGAUUUUUGUGUGAAGUAGGUUAAUGCUUCAUAGUCAUAUCGUAGCCACUAGCCAGAGUUCCUGGGGGGAAAAAUAACACUACUACUUUGACUGCCUGUCUGCCUCCUGCUUAGCCAAUGCUUGUAAUGAUGAGAAAAUAACAUUACAUCGCUAAUUAGACUGCGUCUCUGUGUCUUGCUUGUUUGAUAUGCUUCAUAAAUAGCUGCAUGGAACUCCCCACUUGAGUUUUGCAUUGGGGCAAAAAAUCAUUAGCGUUUCAACCACACCCAGACCCUACUAACUACUAUUUUGCUUUUCAAUGAACAUGCAAGUACCGCACGAGUAAGCGGCCUAGCUGUUCCAACUCUGGACAGGUGAGCAUGUAUUUUGACCCGUAACCAGUGUCUGACAAUGGGCGAAUGUGUUUUGCAUCGCCCGGCGCGCUAUUGUUGCUUGCAUCGUUAUGUCAACUACUGCUUAGACUGCCUACUAUUUGUCAUAAUCUUCAUAGUAUACUACCAUAUCGUAGCGAUGAUUGCUGGAAAAAUAACUAGCCAAUGUUUGCGAUGAGAAAAUAACAUUAAAUCACUAUUUUGACUGCC